Molecule: messenger RNA, 981 nt
Organism: Nelumbo nucifera (sacred lotus)
Lineage: Eukaryota; Viridiplantae; Streptophyta; Magnoliopsida; Proteales; Nelumbonaceae
Molecular function (GO): nucleic acid binding; zinc ion binding
Source: RefSeq, a predicted model, not a curated record
AUGACUCUAGAGACCAAAAGCAAUUGCAGCAGUGAGAGAUUCACAUAUCUCUUCUCUCCAUAUUACCUCCAUCCAUCCGACGACCCUAGUACCGCCUUAGUCUCCUGCCUGUUAACGGGAGAGAAUUAUCAGACAUGGAGGCGUGUAAUGAUCAACACGCUCAACGCCAAAAAUAAAGCUGGAUUUGUGGAUGGAACGAUAAAAAAAUCAGAUCGUUCGAAGACGAUGGAAUGGCUAGCAUGGUCGAAAUGCAAUUCAAUGGUGAUAUCUUGGAUUUUCAAUGCACUCGUCCAAGAAUUACAUCAAAGUAUCGCCUAUAUAUGUCGAGAAUGCCAAGAUCUCGAACAACAUUUUUCUCAAGGCAAUGCCCCUCGGAUCUUCCAGUUAAAGAGAAAUAUUGCACUCUUGAAGCAAGAUGAUCUUGUAGUUGUCUAUUACACGAAGAUGAAGGGGAUAUGGGACGAACUCGCUACUUUCUCAAGGGCUCCAACCUGUUCAUGCGGAGGUGCUGCGAAAGAAUUCAUUGUCGAAAAAGAAAAUGAAUACGUAUUUCAAUUUCUUGUUGGUUUAAAUGAGAGAUUCACUCCUAUCAGGUCCAGCAUUCUUGGCAUGGAACCUCUACCGGACAUCACCAAAGUCUAUGCAUUAGUGUCCCAAGAAGAAAAUUAUCAAGAAUUAGCAAUCCAACAAGCAUCGACAGUAGAGGCAGUAGCCAUGAAUGUAGCAGCACAACCACAAGGUGGAAACUUCAAGAAUAGCAAUGGCAAGCCUAAACUACGGUGCAAUCACUGUAAGAAACAGGGACACACCAAAGACCAUUGUUAUGAGAUUUUUGCAUACCCACCAAACUGGGAAACCAGGGGGAGAUCAAAAGGAAAAGCUCCAUUGAAGACAAAUAAUUCUAAACCUGGGUCUACCAAUCCAAAUACAGAAGUCUCACCUAUCAAUGGACUCUCCCAUUUGAACAAUACCGACAGUUGA